AAAGUCUCACUUACAUACAUAUAUAUUAUUACACUAUCCUAUUUUCCUCCCCAGCCCUCCUUAAAAAAGAAAACAGUUAAUCCAUCUAAAAACUAGGAGUGAUCAUUCUUCUUCACCAUUUAUUCCCACAACAACUUCACCUACAAGAACUAACUCCCCCACCUCCAUCCAUCCGAAUUCAUGCACCUAUGUUUUUCCUCUGUUUUGGGAGUACUCUAAUCUUGGCAUUCAUGGCCUCCUGCGUGAACGAGCAGGCCCCCAGUUUCAAGCACUACUGCAGGGUCUGCAAGAAGGGUUUCAUGUGCGGGAGAGCCCUCGGCGGCCACAUGCGGGCCCACGGCAUCGGCGACGACAACGGCAACCUCGACGACGACGACAACGCCAGCGAUUGGGAGGAGAAGUUCGGCAACAACAGCAACACCAGCAGCAAGCGGAUGUACCAGCUGAGGACUAACCCUAACCGCCUCAAGAGCUGCCGCACUUGCGAGAAUUGCGGCAAGGAAUUCCUCUCGUGGAAGUCGUUCCUCGAGCACGGCAACGGGAAGUGCGCCUCCGACGACGCCGCGUCGGAGUCGCUCGUCGUCUCCUCCGAGGACGGAGACGACGACGUCGUUGGGGGAGGGGGCAGGCGUUGGUCGAAGCGCAAGAGAUCCCUGCGCUCGGCCUACGCCACCACGAGCGAGGAGGACGACCUCCUCCUCGCCACGUGCCUCAUGCAGCUCGCCAACACCACGGUCGAGCUGGAGCCGGAGGAGUCGUGCGCCUCCGCCAGCAAGGAGGAGGGGCGGUACCACAACGCGGGCCCCGCCCCCGCCCCCGCCCCCGCCCCGCUCAAGAGCCGGGCCAAGGGGGGUCUCUUCGAGUGCAAGGCGUGCAAGAAGGUGUUUAACUCCCACCAAGCGCUCGGCGGCCACCGCGCCAGCCACAAGAAGGUCAAGGGCUGCUUCGCCGCCAAGCAAGACGAGGCCGACGACGUCGCUCCGGCGGCGAUCGAGAAGGAACCCCUCGACCAGGAUUUCUUCCCCUCCUCCAAACCCUCGUUCCAAUUCGAGCCCCCCCUGGUGGGCGCCGCCAGGAGGAAGUCGAAGGUUCACGAAUGUUCCAUCUGCCACCGCGUCUUCAACUCCGGCCAGGCCCUCGGCGGCCACAAGCGCUGCCAUUGGAUCAUCUCCAACUCGCCGGAGACCUCCUCCUUGCCGAAGUUCCACUUUCAAGAUCAUCAUCAUCAUCAUCAUCCUCGGACUAACAACGCUGACGUGUCGGACAAGCUGGACCUCAACGUGCCCGCGUGGGCCCACAUGUCCGGGGUGAGGCGGGACCCGCGCAACCCGUUGAGCUUCGACGUGUCAACGGACAUGCAGCUCCAGCCGUGGACCGGCCACGACAUGAAGGAUAGCUGCACCCCCCGUUCAAAUAACAAUAACAACAACAAUAACAACAACAACGAGGGUAGCGAGAAAGCGAAGAGGGAUGUGAAUUACGUGGAGGACGAAGCGGAUAGUAAAUUGAAGUUGGCCAAAUUGAGUGAUUUGAACGACACCAAUGUUGGUUCGUCUCAAUGGUUGCAAGUAGGGAUAGGCUCUACUGCAACUGAAGCUGCUGCAGCCGCCGCCGCUGGAGAUGCUUAAUUAUAAUUAACCGAAGCUAAAAUUUUGUAUAUUUUUGUAUUCACACUGUAUUUCUUAUUAUUUUGGGAGCUUCGAAAUCUAACCCUAUUCUUUUGAUAUCGUCA
Messenger RNA from Salvia miltiorrhiza (redroot sage), 1732 nucleotides. RefSeq lists its product as uncharacterized. NCBI's taxonomy places the organism in Eukaryota, Viridiplantae, Streptophyta, Magnoliopsida, Lamiales, Lamiaceae. The record is from RefSeq and is a predicted model, not a curated record. The transcript has a single exon. The coding region runs from base 189 to 1628 and encodes 479 amino acids.